Messenger RNA from Phytophthora nicotianae INRA-310, 1023 nucleotides. RefSeq lists its product as hypothetical. NCBI's taxonomy places the organism in Eukaryota, Oomycota, Peronosporomycetes, Peronosporales, Peronosporaceae. The transcript is spliced from 2 exons. The record is from RefSeq and is a predicted model, not a curated record. Bases 1 to 1023 code for a protein of 340 amino acids.
AUGGCGUCGGACAGCGACGAAGAUCUCCUCUCGCUCCGGCGCGCAGCGCGAGAGAUGCUGGACAUGGCACGCCUUAAGCGCCUUCACCUUCAUGGGGAUUGGGAGAGGGCGUCAAGGCUGCGACUCCAAGGGCUUUCGCUGCUUUAUGAUGCUUCUCGGCGGUUCUCCAUUCCCCGCGUUCGAUUUGACAUAGAAGAUUUCACGGAUGACACAUGCCUAACUUUCUACCGUUUUACCCACGCGCAAUUGCACCGACUACAAGAUUGCUUUGGACUGCCGGACGUCAUCCGCACGGGAUCACAUUCACGAACCUGCUGCAGUGGCCUCGAGGGGCUGUGGAGUAUAAGCGAGAGGUGCAACGCAUUGUUAGAGGGGAAUUUGGAUUUAGCUAGUUCGCGGCUACACGAAUUUGCUCAAGCGAUCUAUGACCAAGGAGGCGAGCUGGACCGUGUGUGGGGCUUUGUCGACGGGAUUGUGCGGGGAAUUUGUCGGCCAGCUGGAGCACAUGCGCAGCGCAGUGUGUAUAAUGGCCACAAGAGGAAGCACGCUUUAAAGUUCCAGACCGUCGUCACUCCAGACGGCAUGAUAUUCCAUCUCUUCGGUCCGGUGGAAGGCUGCCGUCACGAUAUCGUGCUGCUGCGAAAGCCGGAGCUUGGUAAUCGCAUCAGAGGUGACGAACGCUUUCGUGGCCUUUUCAUAUACGGGGACCAAGCUUAUGGGCGCACGGAUGUUUUUGUCUCGCCCUUCAAAGGGGCGUUGACUCCAGCUCAAGCAGUAAUCAAUUCUUCCAUGCCGGAGGUGAGGACGACGGUGGAGUGGAGCUACGGACAGGUGGUCAAUUAUUGGGGUGGGGUGGACUUUAAACGCAAAAAAAUGUGUCUUGGUGGAGUUCCAGUUGCGACGUUGUACAAGAUAGCGGUGGUGCUAACAAAUUGCAUAACGAUUGUUCGAGGCGGCAACAACAACAGCAGAUAUUUUGGCGUGGAACCCCCUUCACUACAGGAGUAUUUUACGAUUGAGUAG